Molecule: messenger RNA, 294 nt
Organism: Prunus armeniaca (apricot)
Lineage: Eukaryota; Viridiplantae; Streptophyta; Magnoliopsida; Rosales; Rosaceae
Source: the annotation of a GenBank genome assembly
AUGUCUGGCCUCCUCCAAUACAACUUCUUUCCCACCGAUUUCUUCUACCCUCGACCGCUACCCGUCAACCGCGACAGUGACGCUACCAAUAAAUUGCUCAUGCCAGUUCAAAAUCGUCAAAGAAAGGCCAGAGAAGAUCGAGUUGAUGAUCAACAAAGGGCUAAUGUAAUGGUUCGUCUUCAUUACAACAUGGGCGAGGAUCACAAUAAAUUUUGCCAAGAAGCCUCUUCUUCAACAGGGCUACUUUAUCCCCGUGUGGCGAUCAAGAAGCGUAAGCCAAGGUUGGAUGUGUAG